CCUGCAUCUACCGGUGUAAGGGACCAUCCAACAACAACAACAACGUCGACAACUUGCUCCUUUUGAUGAGACCCUCAAAUAGCAAGCCCAUCCGCCCUCCAGCAUACUCGUCCACCUCACCUCGAUAGGUGCUAGCCUUUGUCUUGCUCCCGCUCGCUCGCUCGCUCAUGAGUCUGGUGCCACCGGUCGUCGUUUCCCCUCCCUUCGUCCGCUCGUCGCAUCGCCAUCACCAUCACCUGUCUCUCGACCCCUCAAUUACCUACCAUCUUUCGAACCAUCCCUAGCAAUAGCGUUCAUCGAGCCGCGGGUGUCUUGGGCUUCUCCGAGGUAGUAGAUAGCGAUUUCAACCCCCAUCACACCCUCUCGGAAUCCAUCAUCACGAGCCCAGCAGGCCUCCGUCCAAAUAGGAAGGCCAAUAAUCGUGCAAUACCACCACGGCGGAAACACGGCGCUUGUCUUGAAUUAACGAUAUCGACCGAGGGAUGCCACACGGUUCCUGUCCAUCCACACACCACUUACUCUCCGCUCCUGUCUGCCGCGUGCGCUACCUUACCUUACCUCACGAUUCGCGACUGGGACUUUGGAACGGAACGAGAGACUGACAGUAAGGCUGGCAACCAACAAUCUUCGGUUAUACUUACAGACUUCUUGCCGGCUCAAUUCCCGUCACUGCUUUGCCAGGAUCAUCCAUUGAUUGCCUACCGAAUAUUCUUAGCCUUGCAGCCACCUACCGCCAAGAUUGCUUUUUGCGACCUCCAGAGCAGUAUUCCCACAUUGUCGCUGCUGCUAGCUGCUAUAGCGCCCCAGGGAUCGACCGUCAGCUGAUACCGAGCUUUCCCCCAUUGCGCAGGGGAAAAAGAAACCACCUCCCACGGUUUGGAUACAUCAAAUCUGUCUGCACCAGGAGCUGUGUUCCGUCACCAGGGACCAUCCCGUUCGCCUAUCCUUUGCGACGGCGCCUUUGCGCUGUUUUCCCCCCCAACAAGUCAAAGCGGCCGAGACCUGGUCUGGGUCUGAGCCUUGGUGACCUGAACCAAGACCUGUGCGGGUAGCAGCGACUAGCAAGGCAUCACGGCGGUGGAGGGCGCGGACUCACCGGUUGUGUAUCACCAAAAAAAAAUCCCCAACUUGGAACGCUGCUUCUCUCUCUUUCUCCUUCACCUCCCCUUUCCUUCUGUACGCCUCUCCCUCAGCCUUUUCCCUCGCCCAUUCGAACACUUCGACGACACUCCUUCGAUCCGAUUCGAUCCCAUGCUUUCGAACAAUACGACGAUACACUCUACCCGUUCGACAUCGUCGAAGCCACAGUUAUCGUAAUAGUCUUUGGCCAGUCUGAACUCAAUUCGCCCGCGCGCCGAGCUCGCAGCCCGAUCUACCAGCAAUGAUCUCCGUUGGCUCUACGAUAUCAUGACUUUGCGCGCGUUACCAUCGCCCAAACAAAGGCUACAUUACUUCCUGGUUCCGAGCCACAGCCCAUGCUAUUCGUCGCGCUCGCAUCAGCAGCUGCACCUCUCGCCUUCGCCCCCGACUGUCGUCAAACCCCUCCUCUCCCUCGAACCCCACCUCCGACAGGGACAAUACCCCGAUUCUCGUCGCCGCCGCCGUAGUGCCGCACGGCAAUCCACCCAUCAUCGAACAUAGACAAUACCAACGCGCAACGACCUCAACCACAACCGCAAGUCUUGCUUUCACCCAGCUGCGCACGGUGCGCUGCACCGAGCCAUGUCGACCACCCAAGCCAAUGCAGUGCCGGACACGCAAUUAGGGUUGAGCUAUGAAGAGAUACAGCUACUGCGUCAAGGACAAGCGGCACUGGGCCAGGGGACAGGCGGAGGCGGCUCGAAUUCGUCGCGAGCAGCAAGUCGCGCGUCAAGCCAAGGACUGCUGCUGCUGGACAGCACCUCAUUGGCAGCUCUAGGACGGUACUUUGACCGGGUUAUGAAUCAGAUCGAACAACAGAUCAUCUACCUUAGCGAGCAAAGCCAAAUGUUCACCAUGGCCCAAUUUGACCGAGCUGGCAACCUGAUCGAGGGUGCUGACGCCGAGAUCCAGCGGUAUCACGAGCUUCUCCGGCAACUUGACGAGUUGGAACUCGACUUUGAUCGAAUAAGGCAUAUCAAAGAGAUUGUACGAGGGUACAGAUCACGAGUCGAAGAGAUGGAGCGUGAAUUGGAACGGAGUGGCUCAUCUUCCCGGCACAGAGAAGGCCACCACUCUCACAGGCAUGGUCACUCGCAUAGCCAUCGGCAUGGACACGAGAGUUCUCGUCGACACCGACACUAAAUCAUUCCGCGUACGCACAACGAAGGAAAUCGCGCCUCGGGAGCUUCAAUGCUUGGCUGAGAAAAAAAAACAUCCACAUUAAGCGUAUAUGAACAAAAUGUUGAAGGAUGGCAACAGAAGCGCAUCUCAAAAUUGUGGUGGAGUAGAACAUAUCGGUCACACGACCGCCACAGGAUCUCACAAGGCUCAGAGGUUGGCUCGAUAACGUUUUACCCCGGCGGGAACAUACAGCACCGCGGGAUUGAAUUUACGAGCCAUGACGAAGAGCAGCUCUAUAUUAUCCGGUCGUGCGAACCAACGGCCAAUGGCGGUCCCAAGACGGAGAGCCUCGCGGCUGGACAAGAUGGAAAAGCCUCACGGCUCGGUGGUUUUAUUUCAAGGCGUUUGAUUUCUUCGAUUUCUCUCUUAUUAAAACAGCGGGGGCUAUCUCGGUGCUUCACGAAUGCCUGUUUGGCUGCUAUCGGGAGGCGUUGCGCAAUCUUCAUGAGCUCAAAAUACCCAUCUUUUCUACUGUGUACGGAAAAC
This is a messenger RNA of Colletotrichum scovillei, 2808 nucleotides long. RefSeq lists its product as uncharacterized. The record is from RefSeq and is a predicted model, not a curated record. The transcript has a single exon. Gene Ontology annotation, biological process: endosome organization. Gene Ontology annotation, cellular component: BLOC-1 complex. NCBI's taxonomy places the organism in Eukaryota, Fungi, Ascomycota, Sordariomycetes, Glomerellales, Glomerellaceae. The coding region runs from base 1723 to 2283 and encodes 186 amino acids.